Molecule: messenger RNA, 2281 nt
Organism: Anopheles maculipalpis
Lineage: Eukaryota; Metazoa; Arthropoda; Insecta; Diptera; Culicidae
Exons: 2
Coding region: 32-2257 (741 amino acids)
Biological process (GO): positive regulation of transcription by RNA polymerase II; cell differentiation; anatomical structure morphogenesis
Molecular function (GO): DNA-binding transcription factor activity, RNA polymerase II-specific; RNA polymerase II cis-regulatory region sequence-specific DNA binding
Source: RefSeq, a predicted model, not a curated record
GUCGGUGCGCUCGGUUCGGGGCGCAUUAGUGAUGAUACCCCAACACAAUCAGGUGAUCAGCGCGUUGUCACAGCACGACAGCGAGAUGGAUACGGUGAUGGUGCAGCAACAACAGCAGCUGCAGCAGCAGCAGCAACAGUACGCCAGCAACACCGCCUCACCGCCCGUCUUCGGCUCCCAGAUGGUGGAUAAGAACUCCAGCACACCCUACACCGAUGCAACGCAGACGAAAAAACACAGUCCCGGCCACAUCAAGCGACCGAUGAAUCCGUUCAUGGUUUGGAGCCAGAUUGAGCGGCGCAAGAUCUGCGAGGUAACGCCGGAUAUGCACAAUGCGGUCAUCUCCAAGAAUCUUGGCCAGCGCUGGAAGCAGCUGAGCCCGGCCGAACGGCAGCCGUUCGUCGAGGAAGCGGAACGUUUGCGUAAGCUGCACACGCAAGAGUACCCGAAUUACAAGUACCGUCCAAAGAAGAAACAAGUCAAGGGAGGAUCUGGCGGCGGUGGUGGAGGAGGAACUAGUGGUGGUUCAUCCAAGUCUUCUUCCUCCUCGACGGGGGCCGAUUCACCCGCCCUUUCUACAUCAUCGUCCUCCUCCUCUUCGACCGGUUCGCCCGAAUCGGUGUCGUCUCGGGACAGUUGCGGAUCGUCGAGCAGUUCCUCGUCCUCGUUGUCAUCGCCAUCGGCAGGCGGCAAGUCACCGGCAUCUUCCGGCAAGCGUAGCCGAACUGCUAGCGGGAAGGUUUCCAAAGCAGGUGCGGCAAACGGUGCCGGAUCGCUCAAGACGAAAAAGCAAGUUAUCAGUCACGAGCUCGCCCAACCAAUGAUGGCGGCAGUAGCGACGCCCGCCACAGUGACGGCACUUGCGGCCCAACCCGACAGUUACUCGCUGGCGGCAACCAAACUGCUACCAAACUCACCGGAGAGUGCCACACUAUACGACGAACGGUCGUUGAUCUCGCCCGAGCCCACGUUUGACCCAUUCUCGGAAGGUACGCAGAUUUUCGUCCCAUUUUCGGACCACAACGUGUUCGUGGUGGAGGAAAGCAAUCACUUCGAUCACGAAGCCAAAGGCUUCCUGUACGCGCACGGUACCACGCCCGAUCUCACCGGUGACAGUGUGGGGAGUCCACUGGGACAAGGUGCCGCCACCACCACCACCUCCACCACCAACAACAACAUCACCUCCUCCACCUCCGCCACUACAACCACCAACAACACCUCCAGCAACAGUAGUUCGGGUACGCUCAAUCACGUAGGCACCCACGUGACGUCCUGCAACAGUCCGCAUCCUCAGCAUCACAAUCAGGCGCAACAACAACACAACAACAACAACAACAGUCUUCAGAUCAACAACAAUCACCUCCAGCACCAGCAGCAAACGACGCCGUCCGUCAAGUCCGUCUACACCGACAGUGACGGUGACUGCGUAAAGACGGAGAAGUACUACGAGGACGAUGAGUGCCCGAGCGAUCGGUUCGGAAGCAUGCUGGACGACAGCUGUCUGGAUGGUGUUGCUGGUAUCAACCGAAUAGACGACUCUGGUUCCUCGGGUCCUCCCGGUUCUGGGGCGUGUUACAGUGAGAUUGUGGCCUUCAAUGGACACUUCACGCUGACCAACCCGACCCAGCAGCAGCACCAACCGCAACAGCAGCAACUCCAGGCUCAGCAGCAAUCACACCAGCAGUCCCUUCACCUCAACCAGCAACAGCAGCAGCAGCAGCAGCGGGGCACACUAGCGAGCUUUAACGAAAUUACCAACGGACAACAGUGCCACCAGCCGCUACAACUGCAACCGUUCCAGUUUUCCCUGGCAAACCAGCCCCUGGUCGCGAACAGCCUUCAUCAGCAUCAACAGCAGCAGCAGCAGCAACAGAACCAGAGCCAGCAACUGUUCCAGCUACCUCAGCGACAGUACAACUGCCAGCAGGUAGGUGUGGUGGACUCGCAGGUCGCGGUGGAGAAUAUGGGCAGCUUGCCGCUGUUGGCAGAAACUUCGCUGGUCCCCAACUGUCAGCCGUCCCCAUCGGUGGACGGGUUCGGUGCGGCGUCCCUGUCGCUCGGUGUGCUGGACGGUACCAUCAUCGACAGCAACAGCCAGACGGACGGGCUGUUCGAUAUGCUCGGGACCGCCAACAUGCACUACACGUUCGAGGGGCUCGAAACGGCAUCGUCCUCUAGCGGUUCGCACCUAGAGUUCAUCACCGAGGACAACAGUAUUUUCCUGUCCGAUUCGAACCUGAUCGGUUACAACGUGUAAGGCGACGCGGAACCGGUGAGCGAA